CGGGAAAGACCCUUCACAUUUUUGGAAGAUGGCGACUGCUGAACCGGAAACUUCAACAAACCCAGUGAGUUCAGAAGAAGAAAAAAAUGAUGAAAAUAGGCAAGAGAUUGUAAAUCUUGAAGAUUAUAUUAAACAUCCUCUGCAGAACAGAUGGGCUCUUUGGUUCUUUAAAAAUGACAAAAGCAAAACAUGGCAAGCUAAUCUCCGUCUCAUCUCAAAGUUUGACACAGUGGAAGACUUCUGGGCGCUUUACAAUCACAUUCAAUUAUCAAGUAACUUAAUGUCAGGAUGUGACUACUCCCUCUUUAAGGACGGCAUUGAGCCCAUGUGGGAGGAUGAGAGAAAUAAGCAGGGUGGCCGCUGGCUAAUCACCCUUUCCAAACAGCAACGCAGAGCCGACCUGGACCGCUUCUGGUUGGAGACACUUUUGUGCCUUGUUGGAGAAGCAUUCGAUGACCAUAGCGAUGAUGUGUGUGGUGCUGUCGUCAAUGUUCGAACAAAGGGAGACAAAAUAGCAAUAUGGACGACAGACUAUGAGAACAAAGAUGCUAUUGUACACAUCGGGCGUGUGUACAAGGAAAGAUUAGGUGUGCCAUCAAAGGUCAUAAUUGGAUACCAGUCACAUGCGGACACAGCCACUAAAAGUGGUUCCACCACAAAGAAUAAGUUUGUUGUUUAAGGAGCCUUCUUAAGCACAAUACUGCAACGUCUUAAUCUUUGAAACUGUCCUGUGAUCCAAACUUUUCACAUGACACCACGAGGGAAAAAAUAAGGAAAUAAAAAGCCUUCCCAUGUGAUGGAGUAAAGCACAAUCAGAGGAUUUUUGUAUUUACGAAACUGUACAGUGUAUAAAUACAGAGUCAUGUUCUUUUUUUUUUUUUAAUGUCAUUGUACUAUUAAGGGAUCUUUUGCCCGUAGGGAUGGGGGAAAGAGGAAUUUUUCCAAUUCAUUGUAUGAUUGUUUUUGUUUUGUAUUUUGUUUGCCUUUUUAUUUUCAGUUAUAGUUAUGAAAUCUUAAGUGUAAUUUAUUUAUUUUUUAUGCAAUCUAUUCUCUUCUGCUUUGGAUCUAGUUUUUGAGCGAUUUGGACUUUGCCGUAAAUUGAUCAUGAAAUUUGUAGUUACACAAUUGAACAAUUCUUGUAUUGUUGUUUGAGAAUGUUAAGUUGAUUCUUUACUGUUCAAGGACUGUUAUAUAAAUGUGUAUUUUUGCAGUCUUGUUCUGCAUUGCUUGUGUGAAGUGUUCAAGGCAGUAUUGAGAGAAUUGAUCUCCGGUCCUCACCUCUCAUAAUAAGGGGUUUUAUUGAGUAGUCUGACUUUUGUUAAAAAAAAAAAAAAAAAAAAAGAAACCCCACUCUGGACCAUGGGUGCUUAUCAAAAUGUAUGUAUAACUGACUGUAAAUAAAUUGUACAGUGCAUUGUCUAUACCCACUGAAAA
Molecule: messenger RNA, 1434 nt
Organism: Myxocyprinus asiaticus (Chinese sucker)
Lineage: Eukaryota; Metazoa; Chordata; Actinopteri; Cypriniformes; Catostomidae
Product: eukaryotic translation initiation factor 4E-1A
Exons: 8
Coding region: 29-679 (216 amino acids)
Biological process (GO): translational initiation
Cellular component (GO): cytoplasm; eukaryotic translation initiation factor 4F complex
Molecular function (GO): translation initiation factor activity; RNA 7-methylguanosine cap binding
Source: RefSeq, a predicted model, not a curated record